Messenger RNA from Danio rerio (zebrafish), 1542 nucleotides. Lineage: Eukaryota; Metazoa; Chordata; Actinopteri; Cypriniformes; Danionidae. The record is from RefSeq and is a predicted model, not a curated record.
GUGAUUGGCCCUACAUCUGUUUACGUCAUUCUAUUUCUAUUUUCCACAACAGAGGCUGGGAAAAAAACUGCGAAUUUUUUUAAGAUUCCGUCGAGGGAGCACUCUGAGAUGUCGUACGUGUUCGUCAACGACUCCCUGCAGGCUACAGUGCCGCUGCUGCAGGCCUGCAUCGAUGGGGAUCUGGCUCACACCAAACGCCUCCUGGAGUCUGGGUUUGACCCGAACAUGAGAGACUGCCGCGGACGCACCGGCCUGCAUCUGGCUGCCGCUCGGGGGAACGUGGAGAUCUGCUCUCUUCUCCAUAAGUUUGGUGCUGAUCUGCUGGCCACCGACUCGCAGGGAAACACGGCUCUGCACAUGUGCGGACAUGUGGACACCAUCCAGUUCCUGGUGUCCAACGGCCUCAAGAUUGACAUCUGUAAUCACAACGGAGCCACUCCUCUGGUUCUGGCCAAGAGACGCGGCGUGAAUAAAGAUGCUCUUCAUCUGCUGGAGGGUCUGGAGGAGCAGGAGGUGAAGGGCUUCAACCGCAGCUCACACUCCAGUCUGGAGAAGAUGCACAUGGCUGAGAAUGAGAGUGCCAUGGAGAGCCACUCUCUCCUGAACCCACACCUGCACCACAGCGACGGCGUGUUGUCCAGCUUCAAAACCACCUGGCAGGAGUUUGUGGAAGAUCUUGGUUUCUGGCGAGUGCUCCUGCUGCUCCUCGUCAUCGCUCUGCUCUCGCUCGGCAUCGCUUAUUACGUCAGCGGAGUCUUACCUUUCGCAUCCAACCAGCUGGAACUUGUGCAUUAAACCACCGACACAUAAAAAGAUCAUUAACCCUUGUGUAUUGUUCAGAUUGACUCCCCUUUCGUUAUGUUGGGGGCUGUUUUUGCCCCGUUGACUUCCAUUAUAAUCACAUUUAUAAAUCGCAAAGCCUUGACAGGAUAUAAUCAUGCAUUCUUAAUUGUUGGUGGUUUUCCCUGAUGGGAAGAGAACAGAUGUGUCAUUUUUACUGCUGAUCAUCAGUCGGCAACAUUAACCCUUUAGAUAUGCCUGCGCAAAAGAGUUUAUAGCUUUUAUAUGAAGUUCUGUGGAGUAAAACAGCAGCUUAUAGUGUGUGUGCAGAAAUACACUUACUGUGUUUACUAUGUUCUGAGAGCUCAGCGACUUAUUUAGAUUUUCUGAGACAUAUCAAGGUGAGUAUAAGACCUUUUCACACUCACCUUGAUUCAGUAUGUCUGAGAAAGUCAAAAUAAAACCAGCAACAAUCCAGAAUGCAUGAUUAUAUGGUGUCAAUGCUUUGCAAUCAAAAAAUGUGAUCAAAAUGGAAGUCAAUGGGGUAAAAACAGCCCCCAACCUAACCAAAGUGUUGUAAAUUUGUCCGGAGUGUUUUUUCAAAAUAAGAUGUCACCGAAACUCAUUUCAAUUUCUGAAACACAGGAAAGGGCGAAGCAGUGGCGCAGUAGGUAGUGCUGUCGCCUCUGGGUCGCUGGUUCGAGUCUCAGCUUAGAUGACGUUUCUGUGUGGAGUUAGCAUGUUCUCCCUGCGUUCGCGUGG